AUAUCCAUAAUUGAAAUGGCAUUCAAGCUCGUCUUCUGCAUUGCCGCAAUGGCCAUUGCCUGCGCCCAGGCGAAACCCGGCGGACCCGCUGCCUAUUCGAUUAGUGCACCCAGCGUGGAUCACGCAUCGGUGGGCAACACACAGGAGCACACGGUGAAGGGACACUACGGACAAUCGUCGCAGUCGGACUAUGCCAGUCAAGUGCAGACGGCACACUCUCAGUCCCAUGUCCAACGCUCCAGCAUUAGCAACGAUGGUGGCUUAGCGCCAGCUCAUGGUUAUGCCGCACCUGGCAUCAUUGGACAUGGCAUUGGACUCGCUGCACCCGCUGCCUAUGCAGCCCCCGCCUAUGCUGCCCCCGCUUAUGCUGCCCCCGCUUAUACCACGCAUCUGGCUGCCGCCCCAGUGCUUAAGGCUGCCGUUGCUGCCCCCGCACUGGUGCACACAUCCGUCUCGGGCCAUGGCAUUCACUAUGGUUACUAAGGCCUUGGUCUAAGCAUGCAGCAGGACCAGGUAGCAGCACCAGCAAGCACCAAGCACCAUCAGCA
Molecule: messenger RNA, 548 nt
Organism: Drosophila innubila
Lineage: Eukaryota; Metazoa; Arthropoda; Insecta; Diptera; Drosophilidae
Product: cuticle protein 21.3
Exons: 4
Coding region: 16-483 (155 amino acids)
Source: RefSeq, a predicted model, not a curated record